Ceutorhynchus assimilis (cabbage seed weevil) is the source of this 3047-nucleotide messenger RNA. The record is from the annotation of a GenBank genome assembly. Lineage: Eukaryota; Metazoa; Arthropoda; Insecta; Coleoptera; Curculionidae.
AACCUAAAUCUUGUGUUAUAAUAUAUUGAGUAUAAUAUGUUGGAUUAAUGAAUGAAUUAAAUGAAUUGCAUUAUCAUGCGGUCAUGUAACGUAACGAUACCGACAAUUAUUAUUAAACAAAAUCCGAAUUUGGCAAUCGCUUAUGUAACAUUAUAUUUAAAUCACCUGAGAACCUGAGAAAGGUCAAGAAUUCUAUUGCAGAAACCAGAAAGAAAUUGAAAUUGCCGUCACAUAAUCAAGAAAAUAUACCCUGGGUCUCACUUCUUAUUACUAGUGAAAGGUAAACACAUACAUACACACUCGCAGUCGUUUUUAAGUCUUGCAACAGCAAGUCAGGUCAGCAGGUACCACAUUUUUCAAUAAUUCGGUAAAAUAUUAUUAUUGUUUUCGAUAUUUAAAACUGUAAUUAUUAGAUGCAAGUUCAAGUUGCAAGGUGAAGGGAACCAGUGAAAGAAAAUUAAAAUGCAUUAAAACAAAUGCACUUAAGUCCGUUUACUUUCUUAGAAGCUGCGCGCUGCAUCGCGCAAAGUAGUACCGAGUUACUUCAGUGUUUAAAGUAGGUGACUCUUGACGGAACUGUGAGGUAGAAAACGAUAUCUGGUGUUUCUUUUGUAUUCUGUUAAAGAAGUGGUGUAGCGAUUGUAAUCAUGUCGAUUAGUGCGGCUGUGUGUGUCCGAGAUGUAGUCAAAAAAUAUGGGGACAAGACAAUUUUGGACGGACUAUGUAUGAACGUGGAUAGAGGGACAAUUUAUGGAUUGUUGGGUGCUUCUGGAUGCGGCAAAACAACAUUAUUAAGCUGUAUGGUAGGAAGAAAAAGCAUCAAUUCUGGAGAAAUAUGGGUUCUGGGUGGAACUCCAGGAGAAAAAGGCAGCGGGGUGCCAGGACCAAGGGUUGGAUACAUGCCCCAGGAAAUCGCUCUAGUAGGAGAGUUUACAGUAAGAGAUGCGGUCUUCUAUUUUGGUCGUAUUUUAAAUAUGCCUGAAACGCUGAUCAGUGAGAGAUUCGAAAAACUAUCGAUGUUAUUGGAUUUACCUCCAGAUGAUAGGUUUUUGAAAAACUGCAGCGGAGGACAACAAAGACGAGUAUCGUUUGCUGCUGCAAUGGUGCACAUGCCAGAGUUGCUUAUUUUAGAUGAGCCAACAGCUGGAGUUGACCCCUUAUUGAGAGACAAGAUAUGGAAUUACUUAGUCGAAAUUGUCCAUUCUGAAAAAAUAGCUGUGAUUAUAACCACACAUUAUAUUGAAGAAGCUAGACGAGCUAAUAAGAUUGGUCUGAUGCGUAAUGGUAAAUUAUUAGCGGAAGAAUCCCCAGCAAGACUUCUACAACUUUUCCAUACAGAAACUUUAGAAGAAGCUUUCCUUAUUUUGAGUAGAAACCAGGAAGAUGGAAUAAUAAAUAGUGUUAUGGAAGCAUGCAAUAGGCAAAAUGGUAAUGGAGUAAUAGAAUCUGCUUCGUCGACUACUUCUGUCGCUACAUUCGAUAUGGCUUAUGGAUCAAAGGACGAACUCACCAAAGAAAAAAAGACUACAAAAAUUAAAAAGGACAAUACCAGCAUGGAGAGUUAUAGAAUGAAGGCUUUAUUGGACAAAAAUUGGAAACAAUUUUACAGAAACGUCACGGGUAUCGUUUUCCUUAUCAGUUUUCCUCUAUUACAAACCCUGUGCUUUUUACAUGGGGUAGGUGGCGAGGUGAAAGACCUGAAGCUGGGCAUCGUCAAUGACGAAACCAUGACCACUCGGUGCUCAAAUUUUGUCUUUAAUGGAACCACCGAAAUCCACGACUUUGAUUGUAAUUUUUAUAAUAUGAGUUGUCGGUUUUUGGAGUAUUUGGAGCAUCCCAUGAUAGCUAAGGUCAAAUUUAAUACUUUGGAUGAAGCAAUUACCGCAAUAACCCAUGGACAAAUAACUGGAGCGUUAUAUAUGGCUGAAAACUUCACGCAGUCUUAUCAGAGCAGAAUUGAAGAUGGCAAAGAUGCCGAAUCCUGGAUAUCGGAAUUUGGAGAAAUUAAAGCAUAUCUGGAUAUGUCAAAUAGGCAAAUUGGCAUGACGUUAAAAUUCAAACUCUACAAACUCUUCUACGAUUUCCAAGAGGAAGUUUUCAGAGAAUGUAAUUGGCCUGCGAGGUUGGGAAAUUUGCCUAUGAGAAGAGAGUAUAUGUAUGGUGAUGAGGAAGAAGUUUUUACUAUUUUUAUGAUACCUGGAACUCUUGUGACUAUGUGCUUCUUCUUGGGAUCAAUGAUGACUUCACAAAUAAUAAUCACAGACCGGAAAGAUGGAGUAUGGGAUCGAUCUAUUGUAGCUGGGGUUACAUCGCUUGAAAUUAUUUUGACGCACUUCAUUUUGCAAGCUUCCAUAAUGGUGGUACAAGCGAUUGAAGUGCUGUUUACGAUUUUUGUAGCUUACCAGUAUACUUAUAUAGGAAGUACUGCAGUAAUGUUUCUACUCACUUAUUUCGCCGGGAUUUGUGGAAUGGCUUAUGGCUUUUGGGUAUCUACAAUAUGCGAAGACCAUUCACAAGCUAAUAUUUCAGUAACAGGGGGAUUUUUACCUAUGAUGUUAUUAUGUGGUUUGAUUUGGCCACUGGAAGCUAUGCCAAUAGGUCUCAGGAUAUUCGCUAAAUGCCUUCCAUUUACCUUAGCCAUAGAAUCUUUAAGGAACGUAAUAAAGAAAGGUUGGCCUUUAUGGGAUUUCCAAGUAUUUCAAGGGUUCGGGGUGUUACUUUUGUGGAUUCUAGGCUUGGGUAUUAUAAGUGUUUGGGCUAUGAAAUUGAAAAGAUGAAUCUGUUUUCAUUUUCAAUUUUAUUAUGUUAGCCAAAGAAUAUCUCUUGUUAUGAGCUUUCUAUGAAAGAUAGAAAAAUACUCUUAUAAUCACUGUAUAAAAAUUGGAAUAAUUUUUUUUUUAUUGUGAUAUAUUUUUGGGAGGGGUAAUUUUUAAGUGAAUAGACAUAUUAAUUUAUAUCAUUUAUUAAUUUAAAUAAAAAAAUUUUUUACCAAAAUACAGGUUUUAUUAUGGAAAAAAGCACAGUUAAUAAAACACAAACGAAGUAAA